AUGCGCGACGCUCCACUGUUGAUGAGUCUGCUACCUCCUGUUUUUAUCCGUCCGCCACGCAACUCGCCGAUAACUCCAAAAUGGACCGAGACAGGGAUCGCGGUCGAAGGUUCGACGACGGUGAAGUUGUUCGAUACGGUGCAGGCGAAUCAUGGCGUCCUACACCCCGCGACAGAUCGCCCAGGCGGCCCAGAAGCCCGGCCCGCUCUCGCGAACGAGGCCCUCCUAGGAGCCCACGGCUGCGCAGCCCUCCUCCGCGCCCACGCAGCCCGGGUAUGGGUAGUGGCGCCGGUGCUGGAAGCGGACCGGGUGGUUCUGAUAGCUAUGUGCCGGGAAGAUAUGUUCCGCGCCGCAGAUCCAGGAGUAUAG
Akanthomyces muscarius is the source of this 369-nucleotide messenger RNA. RefSeq lists its product as uncharacterized. The record is from RefSeq and is a predicted model, not a curated record. Bases 1 to 369 code for a protein of 122 amino acids. Lineage: Eukaryota; Fungi; Ascomycota; Sordariomycetes; Hypocreales; Cordycipitaceae. The transcript is spliced from 2 exons.